AUGGUAUGUUCAGCGUUUGAUUCUAAAUUUUCGUCUAAAACUCAAACGGUACUAGUUAGAACUGUUUCGGAUCAUAGUCCAUUACUUCUAGAGCUCAAUCCCGAUCUUAAAACCAACUCAAGUUUUAAGAUUGAGAAUCACUGGAUUAAACACCCAUAUUUUGUUAAGAAGGUGGAAACUUGGUGGACACCUAUGACUUUUGUUGGCACACCUGAUUAUGUUUUGUUUCGAAAACUUCAGAAUUUGAAGUUCUUUAUAAAACCUUGGAGCAGGGAGGUGUUUGGUAAUGUUAAGAAGGAUGAAAAUAUGUUAAUUGUGAAGAUAGGGAGUUUAAACUCAUAUGAAGAAAGUGCAAGCCUGACUGAUGCACAGUUGGAGAAAAGAGCAAUUUUACUGAAUAGGUUGAAUACUAUUAAGGUGACUAGGGCAAGGAUGGCUUAUCAACGGGAAAAGAUUCAAGGGUUCAAAGAAGGUCAGCAGGCUUGGCUGGAGCGUCCGUUUGGUGAAGACGAGGUGCUGAGUGCAAUCAAGAGAUGUGGUGCAAAUAAAGCACCAGGGUCGGAUGGAUAUAAUCUAGAGUUCUUUAAGGCUUGUUGGAGUUUUCUUAAAGUUGAAGUGAUGGCAGCUGUGAAUGAAUUUCCUGAAAAGGAGUCUUUAGAUUGGAGAUUAAAUGUGGCGUUUUAUGAGAUUGGUCCCGAAGAAGGAAGAAUCCGCAACUGUGCAUUCAUAAAAGAUAAGCAAAUCUUGGAUGGUAUACUUAUAGCAAAUGAAUGCAUAGAUAGUAGAUUAAGACAGAAGAAGCCUGGAAUUCUUUGCAAGAUAAAUAUGGAAAAGAUUGAAUGGAUUGAAUGGUGUGUGACAAGAGUACAAUUCUCUAUUUUGGUUAAUGGGGAAGCAACUAAUCUUAUAAAGCCUUCUAAAGGAAUAAGGCAAGGUGAUCCUUUGUCGCCUUUCCUAUUUCUGCUGAUUGUUGAAGUUCUUUCUAUGUUACUCAAUGAGGCGGUGACAGACAACAGAAUUGGUGGUUUUCAGGUGGCGGAGGAAAGGACAGUGAUUUCACAUCUUCUAUUUGCAGAUGAUACAAAUAUUAUGAUUAAUGCUACUACUCAUGAAGUUAGAAGGUUAUUCAUAAUUUUGUUGAUGUUUGAGGUUUUAACAGGAUUGAAACUGAAUUUGGAGAAGAUUUCGAUGACAAGCAUAGGGGCAGAUGACUUGGUGGAGGAUCUGGAUAUGGAGUUAGGCUGUAAAACGGAUACUUUGCUGAUUACAUACUUGGGCAUGCCUAUUGGAGCUAGUAAAAGGAGUACGGAUAUCUGGGAAGUGGUGAUUGAGAGACUGAAGAAGAAACUAGCCCCAUGGAAGAGGAAAUUUCUUAACAAAGUUGGUAGAUUAACUUUGAUUAAAAGUUCACUAGAGAGCAUUGCAGUUUAUUUCCUAUUUGUGUAUUAUUUACCUGUAUCUGUGGAAAAGAAACUGAACAGUAUCAUGCGUAAGUUUCUUUGGGGGGGAAGAGGAGGGGAAUAA
Messenger RNA from Papaver somniferum (opium poppy), 1524 nucleotides. RefSeq lists its product as uncharacterized. The transcript has 4 exons. The record is from RefSeq and is a predicted model, not a curated record. The coding region runs from base 1 to 1524 and encodes 507 amino acids. NCBI's taxonomy places the organism in Eukaryota, Viridiplantae, Streptophyta, Magnoliopsida, Ranunculales, Papaveraceae.